Molecule: messenger RNA, 961 nt
Organism: Erigeron canadensis
Lineage: Eukaryota; Viridiplantae; Streptophyta; Magnoliopsida; Asterales; Asteraceae
Product: zinc finger protein CONSTANS-LIKE 5
Exons: 4
Coding region: 12-827 (271 amino acids)
Biological process (GO): regulation of flower development
Cellular component (GO): nucleus
Molecular function (GO): protein binding
Source: RefSeq, a predicted model, not a curated record
ACCCUUAACAUAUGGCCUUCUUCUCCAAGGUUCAUGACAAUUUCUCCGGCAACUUUCAAACUCCGGCGACACCGUUACCGAUGUGGUGUGAUGACACUACUAUCUCACCUUGUUUCUUUGACAAUUAUGGGAUCACAAUGCCACAAGAUUAUGAAAUCCCUACACCAAUAAUAUCCCGAUCGUCGUCUUGGAAGGCUUCAAUUCCGGAGCGAUUUGGAGUUUCUGAUCAAAUGGUGGUUCCAACUUCACCCACCGGAUUUAGUAAGAUUCCUAAUGGAAGUGAUUAUCAAAAGGUUGAACAUGAUGAGUAUUUUUGUAACGGCGGUGGCGGCUAUGACUCCAACUCUUGGUCAUCUAACUAUCCCACUCCAACUAAUAAUUGGGAAUCUGAAAGCCCAAAAACGAGCAAGGAAGUCGAAGAACCGACUCUAAAAAUUGGGAGGUACUCCAUGGAGGAAAGGAAAGACAAGAUCAUGAGGUAUCUCAAGAAGAGAAACCAAAGGAACUUCAACAAGACCAUUAAGUAUGAAUGCCGAAAGACAUUAGCUGACAAGAGAGUACGAGUUCGAGGGAGGUUUGCAAAGAACAUCAAUGAUCAUCUUCAUCAAAACGAGCAUCAACACGAGCAUCAUCAUCAUCAUGAUCAUCAUCAACCGUGUGAAGAUCAAGCGCUUCCCAAUAUAUCUACUACCAAUUAUAAUCCUUCUGAGGAAGAGAUUCAACGCCAAUACCCUAACAAUUUUCUGAUGAAGGAGGAUUAUGAUGAAGAGGAAGAAUGGCUGCAAGAAGCAAUGGCUAGUUUGUUGUAUUCACCACAGAUUAUUUAGAUCAAUUAUUUGUUAAUCUCAAUUUUUAUCUAGCUAUAUGAUCGAUCAUAAUAUAUAUAUCCUUCCAUGUAUAUAUAUAUAUCCAUUACGGUUUCAAGCAAUCGAUCAAUGAAAAUCAGUUUAAAAGAUUUUUA